CUCCCCCAUCCUUUAACCCACUCGCCAUUUUGAUUAAGCCCAGUCGAGCAACAGCGAGACCCCACGGCACAUCGUUGAAGCUUAACGACGACGUAAAUAUCGAAACCUGAGACGAUUUGAGUAUUCAAAGCAGAUAACAAUGAGUGGUUGCCGUGUCUUCAUCGGGCGCUUGAGCCCACACGCCAGAGAGAGGGACGUGGAGAAGUUUUUUAAGGGAUAUGGGCGCAUUCGAGAAAUCAACCUGAAGAAUGGAUUUGGCUUUGUGGAAUUUGAUGACCACAGAGAUGCAGAUGAUGCUGUUUAUGAGUUAAAUGGAAAAGAAUUAUGCAGUGAAAGGGUCACUAUCGAGCAUGCUCGCUCCAGAAGAGGAAGAGGUGGCGGCCCCGGAGGAAUGGGAGGGCGUUUUGGCGGCGGUGGUGGUGGGGGAGGUGGUGGUGGUGGAGGCAGCAGUGGUGGCGGUGGCUAUCGUCCAUCUCGCAGCAGUGGAUCCAGACUGGACAGGUAUGGCCCCCCUGUGAGGACGGAUCACAGGCUCAUUGUGGAGAAUCUCUCUUCACGAAUCAGCUGGCAGGACCUGAAAGACCUGAUGAGAAAGGCAGGUGAAGUUACCUUUGUGGAUGCACACAGGCCCAAUAAAAAUGAAGGAGUGGUUGAGUUUGCUUCCCGCAGUGACCUGAAGAACGCUAUCUCCAAGCUUGAUGGGUCUGAGUUGAAUGGACGCAAGCUUAAGAUCUUUGAGGACAGCAGAAGCCACAGCAAGAGCCGUUCCCGCUCCCGCAGCUACUCCCGCUCAAAGAGUCGUUCCAGGAGCCGCAACCGCUCCAGGAGCCGCUCCAGGUCUAUGAGUCGCACCCCAGAAAAGAAGAACUCCGGUGGGGGUCGGGCGUCAGGCAGAUCCCCCUCCCGGUCAAAGUCUCGCUCCAAAUCCCGCUCAAAGUCUCGCUCCAAGUCCAGGUCCAAGUCCCGCUCCAGAUCUCGCUCACGGUCCCCUCUGCCUGCUCAGAACAAGCAGUCCCGCUCUCGGUCCCGGUCCCGCUCUCGGUCUCGCUCCCGGUCCAGAUCCCGCUCAGCCUCUGCAGACAGCAAGCACUGAGAUCGUGCACCUGUUGGCCGUGAAAUAGACUGAUAGUUGCUCACCACAGGCCACUGUGGUGGCAUGUGAUUAUUGUUUCUUUUUAACGAAAGGCACAAAAUCCACAUUUACAUGGCUUCUUUUGGGAAAAAAGAUCCUCAGUCGUACCAUCAUUUUAGUUUUUUUUAUUAGUUUGGAUAUGCUUCCACAGGUAAAUACAUUUGUGCUCCUAUUACUUCAUUUGUUUGCCCCCUAAUGAGAGAACCAUUUUACUUUUGCAGAAAUGUUGAGUGAAUUCAGUGAGGAUACGCGUCCUAGGUGUCUGCCAUGUUAUGAUUCCAUCCACUCCUGUGUGCUUUUUAGCCGUCAAUGGUUAGGUUGGAAAGGUAUGAGUUCCCAAAAAGGGUUAUAGAUGUAUUUUAUUUUUGCAAAGCUGGCGCCUGGCAUUGCCGUGAAACUGUGAUUCUGCUUGUGAUCUACGCAUUUCAUUCACUGCCCUGAUGUACCACACAAUAAUGCAAGUAUCUCGUUGGAUUGAUUCAGCUUUCUUGUGUGAAGAUUGUGGGGUCUGGCAUUCUUUUUUUUUUUGUAUUCAGCUGUAUCAGGACCUUGUGUUGUGAUUCAUCUUCAUUGCUUUUUAUUAACUGAAGCAGUGUGUUGUGUGUCUGUUUCAGCAGGAAGAAAUGUCUAUGGUUAUUAAUUUGAUACUAAUAAAGCUCUCUGCAUAUUGUCCUUUAAUUUUUUUUUAGUGAUGUUCAUAAAGAACUUGGAUUUUUCUUAAUGUUUUGUGAAUUUGACUCUCGUAUUCAAGUUUUUGCAGUUCAACAUAAUAAAAGUUUUCACAAACCGUUA
Pungitius pungitius (ninespine stickleback) is the source of this 1924-nucleotide messenger RNA. It is a transcript of the gene srsf5a, whose product is annotated as serine and arginine rich splicing factor 5a. Gene Ontology annotation, molecular function: mRNA binding. Gene Ontology annotation, cellular component: cytoplasm; nucleus. Lineage: Eukaryota; Metazoa; Chordata; Actinopteri; Perciformes; Gasterosteidae. Bases 140 to 1093 code for a protein of 317 amino acids. The transcript has 8 exons. The record is from RefSeq and is a predicted model, not a curated record.